Peromyscus maniculatus bairdii (prairie deer mouse) is the source of this 2096-nucleotide messenger RNA. Lineage: Eukaryota; Metazoa; Chordata; Mammalia; Rodentia; Cricetidae. The record is from RefSeq and is a predicted model, not a curated record.
CUUUCAGGUUUUCAUUGUGUAUGGGGGAAUGGUAGUAUGCUCAUCAGAUUUUUGUCAACUGGACACAAGCUACAGUUAUUUGGCAAGAGGAACUCGAAAUUGAGAAAAUGCCUCCAUAAGGUUUGCCUGUAGUGGGGAUUGAACUCAUGCUUUGUCAGGAAACUGUUUACUAGUGAACUGGGAGCCUGCCUUAUUGAAAUCUCUCCAGAGGUUGAAUGAAGCUGGGCAGAGUUCAUCCAUGAAGCAUCACAGCCCCUCCCGAUGUUUGGGGAUAGCUGCUCCAGAGAGAAAUUGACCCGUUUGGAUUAGGUAACUAGUCACAAUGAAGAAAAUUAGUUUGAAAACCUUCCGGAAAUCUUUCAACCUGAGUAAAAGCAAAGACGAAACCGAGUUCAUGGUGGUUCAGCCCCAGUCCCUCGCUGGCGACUUCGUGAAAGAUGACUCCUUAUUCGGGAGCUGCUACGGCAAGGACAUGGCCAGCUGCGACAUUGGCAGUGAGGAGGAGAAAGGGAAGAACAGGUCCAAGAGCGAAAGCCUGAUGGGCACCUUGAAGAGGCGAUUGUCCGCCAAGCAGAAGGGCAAGGGCAAGGGUGGGACUGCACCCACAGACGAGGACACCUUCUCCUCAGCUUCAGCACCCGGGGGCCUCAAGGACGUGCGUGCCCCACGGACCAUCCGUUCUACAUCAUUGCGCAGCCACCACUACAGCCCCACACCCUGGCCGCUGAGGCCCACCAGCUCGGAGGAGACAUGCAUCAAGAUGGAGAAGCGGGUGAAGGCCCUGGUGCAUGCUGCCAGCCCAGGCCCUGUCAAUGGUGUGCGCAAGGAGCUGCGGGAGCUGCAGCCCAAGGAGCUGCGGGACCUGCAGCCCCGGGAGCUAAGGGACCUGCAGCCAGAGCCACGCCCAGAGUCCCGCUGCAGCCCUGGUUCGCCCGGGGACCUGCGCCUCCAUCUGGAGGAACACGUGCCUGUAGUUAUCGGACUCAUGUCUCUGGACUACCUUCAGUACACCGUGCCUUUAGAAGACGGGAUGUGCCCUCUGGAAGGGCCGCGCAACUGCUGCCUGGACACGUCCUCGCCCAUGGAGGUGUCGGCCGUGCUGCCAGGGGCCAGCGCCUUCUCCGAAGACGACAGUCAGGUGGACCAGGAUGUGGUUGUAGCCCCAAAGAUCCUUGUGGAUUCUUCGGUGAACAACUUGUUGAUUGGCACCACAGGAGUCAUGUUUCAGAACCCUAGAGCAGGUCAUGACGAUGCCCCUCCCCUCUCACCAUUGCUACCUCCAAUGCAGAAUAACCCAAUCCAAAGGAACUUCAGCAGCCUCUCAGGCCCAGACAUGCACAUGGCCGAAAGCGUGCGCUGUCAUUUGAAUUUCGAUCCCAACUCUGCACCUGGGGUUUCAAGAGUUUAUGACUCGGUGCAGAGCAGUGGGCCCAUGGUUGUGACAAGUCUUACCGAGGAGUUGAAGAAGCUUGCAAAACAGGGAUGGUAUUGGGGUCCUAUCACACGCUGGGAAGCAGAGGGGAAGCUGGCAAACGUGCCCGAUGGUUCUUUUCUUGUUCGGGAUAGUUCUGAUGACCGCUACCUUUUAAGCCUGAGCUUUCGUUCCCAUGGUAAAACACUUCACACUAGAAUUGAGCACUCAAACGGUAGGUUCAGCUUUUACGAACAGCCAGACGUAGAAAGGCAUACAUCUAUAGUUGACUUAAUUGAGCAUUCAAUCAGGGACUCUGAAAACGGAGCAUUUUGUUAUUCACGGUCACGGUUGCCUGGAUCUGCGACUUACCCGGUCAGACUGACUAACCCAGUGUCCCGGUUCAUGCAGGUGCGCUCUCUGCAGUACCUGUGCCGCUUCGUCAUACGUCAGUACACCAGAACAGACCUGAUUCAGAAACUGCCUCUGCCAAACAAGAUGAAGGAUUAUCUGCAGGAGAAGCACUACUGAGAGAUUAGGAGCCCUGCUUCUUGCACGUGGGGUUCAGAAACAAGACUGGAGUACAGUUUACAGACGUACAUCGCCAUUGAAGUCUUUGCUGCCAUAACUAUUUUAGUUUUUAUGUCUGAAAGGGUCAUCAAUUUGUUCAGGGGUGGGGAAGUGU